Molecule: messenger RNA, 531 nt
Organism: Microthlaspi erraticum
Lineage: Eukaryota; Viridiplantae; Streptophyta; Magnoliopsida; Brassicales; Brassicaceae
Source: the annotation of a GenBank genome assembly
AUGAAAGAAGCAACUGUAGCACCAACCUAUGCUCGCUUCGACUACAUAGUCAUCGGAGGAGGAACCUCCGGUUGUGCAUUAGCCGCAACGCUCUCUCACAACGCCAACGUUUUAGUUCUCGAACGCGGCAGCUCUCCCUAUGACAAUCCAACGGCCAUGGACAAGGAAAACUUGAUCAACACACUCGUAAACGUCACACCAAACUCGUGGUCGCAGCCUUUCAUCUCCGAGGACGGCGUUUACAACAUACGUGCGCGCGUCCUCGGUGGAGACUCAGUGUUAAACGCUGGAUUUUAUUCACGUGCGGAAAAAGAUUACGUCGAAGAGGCUGAGUGGGAGAUGGAGAAAGUAGAAGCUGCUUACGAAUGGGUCGAGAGGAAACUUGUGUUCGAGCCACAAGUAAUGGGAUGGCAAUCUGCGUUCAAAAAUGGGCUUUUGGAGGCUGGAGUGAUUCCGUAUAACGGUUUCACGUAUGACCAUAUCAACGGGACGAAGAUCGGCCGGUACGAUCUUCGACGGAGCUGGCCAUAG